Leptinotarsa decemlineata (Colorado potato beetle) is the source of this 1325-nucleotide messenger RNA. Its product is annotated as peptidyl-prolyl cis-trans isomerase H. Gene Ontology annotation, biological process: protein peptidyl-prolyl isomerization; protein folding. The record is from RefSeq and is a predicted model, not a curated record. Gene Ontology annotation, molecular function: cyclosporin A binding; peptidyl-prolyl cis-trans isomerase activity. Lineage: Eukaryota; Metazoa; Arthropoda; Insecta; Coleoptera; Chrysomelidae. Gene Ontology annotation, cellular component: cytoplasm; intracellular membrane-bounded organelle.
AAAACUAUUUACUAUGAUUAGAUCAUGCGCGCUGUUAUUUUUUACCAAAAAGUGGUAAUAGUCGACUACUGGGUCUUUUAGCAUUAUACUUGUGGUCAUGUGGUACCGACCCAUCUCUAGUUUUUAGGUUAUAUUGCUUAUUUAUGUUGAUCUGUCGGCAUUCAAAUAUUUUAACUCAUAUAUACUUUCAAGUAAAAUGCCGAAUUGGAAUCAAAUACAGUCUCAACUGAGGCAUCCUGCUAACCCAGUAGUCUUCUUUGAUAUUUCUGUAGGCACUACUGAAAUCGGAAGAAUGAUAUUUGAGUUAUUUGCCGAUGUUGUUCCUAAAUCAAGUGAAAAUUUCAGGCAAUUCUGUACGGGAGAGUUUCGAAAAGAUGGUGUUCCAUUGGGAUACAAAGGUGCAAGUUUUCACAGAGUAAUCAAAGACUUUAUGAUACAAGGUGGUGACUUUGUGAAUGGUGAUGGAACUGGAGUUAUGAGUAUAUACGGAGGAGGCACAUUUACCGAUGAAAACUUUUUACUAAAACAUGAUACUCCAGGAUUGUUAUCUAUGGCAAAUAGUGGAAAAGAUACAAACGGUUGUCAGUUCUUCAUUACAUGUGCAAAGUGCAACUUUCUAGAUGGUAAACAUGUAGUUUUUGGAAGAGUGAUUGAUGGACUUCUUGUGAUGAGAAAAAUCGAAAAUGUUCCAACUGGUCCCAAUAAUAAACCAAAAAUACCUGUUACAAUUGUACAAUGUGGACAAAUGUGAAAUAGGAAAUUCAAUCAAAUUGUGCUUUUUUUUAAGUAAAUGAAGAUAUCUUAGUUCGGGGUUGUUUUAUACCGGUUUUACUUGAUCUGAAUAUAGUGAAGAAUUGAUCUGACUGAUUUUCAAGGAGGCUCAUGAUCUUAGGCUGUGAUAUAAUUGGAGUUACAUGCAAAUCAGUUUUCAACACUUCUAUGCAACACUACAAUCCCUAAAUAACUUGGUUCAGUACUCUAUUUUUUCAAUUCGGUUCAGCUUAGUAUAAGGAAUGAAUGUUUCUCAUAAAUUUCAAGUUAUAUGUUGUCUCAUAUUGGAGGUACCAUUGUUGCAAGGUGUUGGUACAAAUGUCAAAGUGACAUUCUGUAUAGGCAUUAUUAGGAAUAAUUACAUUUGUUAAUUUAAUAAAAAUUAUUUAAAAACAAAAAUUUCUGUAUUUGAAAGAUAAUACAGAUUUCAAUCAUUUGAUACGUGUUUGAGAUAAAAUUGGCCCACAAAAUAAUUUAUUGAAAUCCUCCUCCCUUGAAGUGAGAUUAACUUUAGGUGUCUUCAAUGAAUUAAGUGAAUAAAUAGUGUUGUAUGC